CGUAGGAGGACGCACAAUGACGGAACCCAACGGCGUCCAGCUCAAAAGUGUAUCCAGCACACAUGGAAAUGGUGUGGACAACCCAGGAUUUGAAAUAGAGGAGGACAACAUUUCAGAUACUAACAGUGUCAAAACCAAGACUCAUAAAACUAAAAAGGGAUUGGGAUCAUAUUUAAGCAAAGUUGCAAAGCCUAUUACUGCCACAGAGGAUUACGUCAAGGCUCACUCAAAAACCUUCAAAUAUGUUGUGCUGGGAAUACUUGGAGCAGGUUAUGUGGCGUACUUCAUUGCAGCCUGUGUUCUGAAUUUCCAAAGGGCUAUAGCUCUUGUAGUCCUAACCUCUUUGGCUGUUGUUUCCAAGUCCUAUGAUCUUAUAAAGACAUACAAAGGAGAAAGCAUCAGCCGGUGUUUCAGACCUGUAGUCAGAUGCUUCAAAUCUAACUUAAAAUGGCUAAAAUGGAUUUUCAUUGUGGCGAUCGUGGCUCUGCUUGUGGCAUGGCUGGUCUUAGACACAAGCAAACGUCCAGAGCAGCUUGUCUCAUUUGGAGGUGUGCUCAUGUUCAUCCUGCUUAUAUUCCUGUUGUCUGCAAACAGGAGAGCGGUAUCAUGGAGACCUGUGCUUUGGGGUCUUGGGUUACAGUUCUGCAUUGGCCUUUUUGUGAUAAGAACACAACCUGGACUCAUAGCAUUCGAAUGGCUGGGAAAUCAAGUGAAGACAUUCCUUGAUUAUACCAAAGAGGGCUCAUCAUUUGUCUUUGGGGAUCUAAUUGAUGAUAUUUUUGCCUUUCAAGCUUUGCCCAUCGUAAUCUUCUUCAGCUCUGUGAUGUCUGUUCUUUACUUCUUGGGGGUCAUGCAGUGGCUCAUUCUGAAGAUCUCAUGGGUUAUGCAGAUAACGAUGGGAACCUCUCCUACAGAGACCUUGAGCGUUGCAGGGAAUAUAUUUGUUGGGCAGACUGAGGCUCCACUGUUGAUCCGCCCAUAUCUGAAGGACAUGACCAAAUCUGAGAUCCAUGCUGUUUUGGUCGGUGGAUUUGCUACAAUUGCAGGCAGUGUCAUGGGGGCAUUUAUCUCAUUUGGGAUUGAUGCCUCUUCCUUGAUAUCCGCUUCUGUUAUGGCUGCUCCCUGCGCCUUAGCCAUCUCCAAACUGUCUUACCCAGAGACAGAAGAGAGUCCCUUCAAGUCAGAGAAAAACAUCAAAGUGGAUUGUGGAGAUGAGCAGAAUGUUUUGGAGGCUGCUAGCAGUGGAGCAUCUGCUUCAGUAGGUCUUGUUGCUAACAUUGCGGCAAAUUUGAUCGCCUUCCUUGCCAUCCUUGGAUUCAUAAAUCAAGCACUCAGCUGGCUCGGAGGUAUGGUGGGAUACCCUCAAAUCACAUUUCAGCUGAUCUGCUCUUACAUCUUCAUGCCUGUGGCCUUUAUGAUGGGAAUACCAUAUGAGGACACUUUCAUUGUUGCUGAACUGAUUGGCACGAAACUCUUCCUCAAUGAGUUUGUGGCGUAUGAGAAAUUAUCUGAACUGAAGGCCAGCAGACUCAGUGGAAGUGAAGAAUUUAUUGAUGGUGUAAAACAAUGGAUAAAUGUCCGAUCAGAAAUAAUCACCACUUAUGCUCUUUGUGGUUUUGCCAACCUCAGCUCACUGGGGAUUGUGAUUGGAGGCCUAUCCUCUAUAUGCCCGUCCAGAAGAGGCGACAUCUCAUCUCUGGUGUUGAGAGCUAUGAUCACUGGGACUUGUGUAUCUCUUGUAAAUGCUUGCAUUGCAGGACUCCUCUUUGUUCCUCCAUUCGACUGUGUUGGGCUGUUUCAGACAGCUGCUUUUAAUGUCUCAGACGUAAAUAUAAAAACUUGCUGCCUAGACCUUUUUGACAGCACUGUAAACAAUGGGACCAUCUCAUUUGAAGGCUCUUGGACCAAUGUAGCAAAUGUCACUUUGUUUUUCUCCAACUGUUGUAAGUGUUGUGGUAUUUCUGAAGCAGUGUGUUAUUAGAGGAGCUAAAACAUAAUAUUAUCUGUAAUUUAGGAUUUCGUAUGUUUGUAUAUAUUUGUUGCCAUUAAUGUAAAAAUUUUAAGCUGGUAUAUUUCAAGAUGAAUGUAAAUGUCUUGUAUUUUAUUACGAAAUAAUUUGGGUGUUGACUUUUAUUCAAGGUGUAAAAGAUUAA
Messenger RNA from Cheilinus undulatus (humphead wrasse), 2153 nucleotides. It is a transcript of the gene slc28a1, whose product is annotated as solute carrier family 28 member 1. Bases 17 to 1981 code for a protein of 654 amino acids. NCBI's taxonomy places the organism in Eukaryota, Metazoa, Chordata, Actinopteri, Labriformes, Labridae. Gene Ontology annotation, biological process: nucleoside transmembrane transport. Gene Ontology annotation, cellular component: membrane. Gene Ontology annotation, molecular function: nucleoside:sodium symporter activity. The record is from RefSeq and is a predicted model, not a curated record. The transcript has 18 exons.